This is a messenger RNA of Acanthaster planci (crown-of-thorns starfish), 689 nucleotides long. It is a transcript of the gene rpl35, whose product is annotated as ribosomal protein L35. Gene Ontology annotation, molecular function: structural constituent of ribosome; mRNA binding. Lineage: Eukaryota; Metazoa; Echinodermata; Asteroidea; Valvatida; Acanthasteridae. Gene Ontology annotation, cellular component: ribosome; cytosolic large ribosomal subunit. The record is from RefSeq and is a predicted model, not a curated record. Gene Ontology annotation, biological process: translation; maturation of LSU-rRNA from tricistronic rRNA transcript (SSU-rRNA, 5.8S rRNA, LSU-rRNA).
CCCUUCCCGUCCAAGCACAUGAAAUUCAGUCACGCGAAGUCUGGAUUCAAGACUCUCAGUUCAUUGACCUACCUCGGUCUUUUUUCCUUACAGACUGAAUUCACCAUGACUAAGAUCAAGGCUCAUGAGCUUCGAGGCAAGAAGAAGGAAGAGCUUGAGGAGCAGCUCAAACAGCUCAAGCAAGAACUGUCCCAACUCAGGGUGGCUAAGGUCACUGGGGGACAAGCUUCCAAGCUCUGUAAAAUUCGAGUCGUUCGAAAAGGCAUCGCUCGGGUGUUGACAGUCAUCCAUGAGACACAGAAGGAGAACCUGCGUAAGUUCUACAAGGGCAGCAAGUACAAGCCCCUGGAUCUACGCCGAAAGCUGACAAGAGCAAAGCGCCGUGCUCUGUCCAAGAGAGACCUGCAGAGGAAGAACAAGAAACAACAACGCAAGGAGCGCCUGUACCCUAAGCGCCUGUAUGCUGUGCGGGAAUGAGUGGCAACUAGAUGACCACUUCAAGAACUGAACAGAUCAUCGGACUGAUGAAACUACUGUCUGAAAGGAUUGACACAACAGUGGCAAACAGAAAAAAAACAUAAACUUCAUCCAUCAAAAUUUUCAUAAGCAUGUAAAACUGUGUUGCAGAAGUGAUGCAUAAUGAUGUCAAGGGUUGAAAAGGGAAAUAAAAUAUUCAAGUGAAACAAAUG